Alnus glutinosa is the source of this 2214-nucleotide messenger RNA. Its product is annotated as low affinity inorganic phosphate transporter 1-like. The transcript has 2 exons. Lineage: Eukaryota; Viridiplantae; Streptophyta; Magnoliopsida; Fagales; Betulaceae. Gene Ontology annotation, cellular component: membrane. The record is from RefSeq and is a predicted model, not a curated record. Gene Ontology annotation, molecular function: phosphate transmembrane transporter activity. Gene Ontology annotation, biological process: phosphate ion transport; transmembrane transport. The coding region runs from base 277 to 1854 and encodes 525 amino acids.
GCCUCUCUCUCUCUCUCUCUCUCUCUCUCUCUCUCUCUAUAUCUGUGAAUAUAAAAAGUCAUAUAGGACGCUUACUUAAUUACUACUCUCAACGUUUCUUUUAAUUUUCUUCUUCUUCUUGUUCGUCUUUAGCUCUCUCUUCAGUGUCUGCAUUUAAUCUGUAUUCUUGCAUGUGAAAAAGAAGGCAGAGAGUCACUGUUCUCUCUGGUGCAGUAAAGGCAAGGACUGGAGGAGUUAACAAAGUUCAAGAGUUCGUGAGACUUAGGAGGAGUAAUUAUGGCCAAGGAACUGCAAGUGCUUAAUGCCCUUGAUGUCGCUAAAACACAAUGGUACCAUUUCACAGCAAUAGUGAUUGCUGGUAUGGGCUUUUUCACUGAUGCAUAUGAUCUCUUUUGCAUCUCUCUUGUGACCAAACUGUUGGGUCGCUUGUACUACUACAAGGAAGGCUCUCCUAAUCCCGGCUCUCUCCCUUCAAAUAUCUCGGCUGCUGUCAAUGGCGUUGCCUUUUGCGGUACCCUGUCAGGCCAGCUCUUCUUCGGCUGGCUUGGUGACAAAAUGGGCCGGAAACGCGUCUAUGGAAUGACCCUCAUGCUCAUGGUCCUUUGCUCAAUUGCCUGUGGCCUUUCCUUUGGCAAGGAUCCCAAUGCUGUCAUGGCCACAUUAUGCUUCUUCAGAUUCUGGCUUGGCUUCGGCAUUGGCGGUGACUACCCGCUUUCUGCCACAAUCAUGUCUGAGUAUGCCAACAAGAAGACUCGUGGAGCCUUCAUCGCUGCAGUGUUUGCGAUGCAAGGUUUCGGAAUUCUGGCUGGGGGGAUGGUUGCUAUUAUAGUUUCAGCAGCUUUCAAGUUGAAAUACCCUGCCCUGGCUUAUCAAUUUGAUCCAAUUGGCUCCACUCCUGCAGAAGCUGAUUAUGUUUGGCGUAUAAUUGUGAUGUUUGGUGCAAUCCCAGCUUUGCUUACUUACUACUGGCGCAUGAAAAUGCCCGAAACUGCUCGAUACACUGCCUUGGUUGCCAAGAAUGCUAAGCAGGCGGCUGCGGAUAUGUCCAAAGUUCUGCAGGUUGAAUUGGAAGCUGAACAGGAGAAAGUCGAGGACAGAGGACAGGGAAAUGAUUUCGGUUUGUUCUCGAUGCAGUUUGUUCGCCGACAUGGGCUUCACUUGGUUGGAACCACAACUACUUGGUUCUUGUUGGAUAUUGCCUUCUACAGCCAGAAUCUGUUUCAGAAGGACAUUUUCACUGCCAUUGGUUGGAUUCCUAAGGCAAAAGAAAUGAGUGCACUUGACGAGGUUUUCAGAAUUGCCAGGGCACAAACUCUUAUAGCCCUUUGCAGCACUGUGCCAGGGUAUUGGUUUACAGUCGCAUUAAUUGAUAAGAUCGGGAGGUUUACAAUUCAAUUGAUGGGGUUUUUCUUCAUGACUGUCUUCAUGUUUGCCUUGGCCAUUCCUUACCAUCACUGGACCUUAAAAGCCAACCGAAUUGGGUUUGUUGUGAUCUACUCCCUCACGUUUUUCUUCGCCAAUUUCGGUCCAAAUGCCACUACAUUCGUCGUGCCGGCAGAGAUUUUCCCGGCAAGGCUAAGGUCAACAUGUCAUGGUAUAUCAGCUGCAGCUGGAAAGGCUGGGGCAAUUGUUGGGGCAUUUGGAUUUCAGUAUGCAGAAAAGGGUAUUGGAGUGAGAAAUACACUUAUAGUUCUGGGUGUUGUCAACUUCCUUGGAAUAGUGUUUACUUUCUUGGUGCCUGAAUCAAAGGGAAGAUCAUUGGAGGAAAUGUCUGGUGAAGCAGAGGAAGAAACUGGGUCUGCAACAGAGUUAAGGCAGCAACCUGGUCAUGACCUUAGAACUGUUACGCUUUAACUAGGCCUUCUCUUUAUCCAAUAUGUUUGUAUUGUCCGGUAGAAUUCCUGAAAGUUGCAUUAGAGGGUACUUUAUGAGCGUUGAGUAAUGCUACUCUUAACACUUAUUUUAUACGGGUUGCCGUUGCAUGUUUUAAGUAACUUUUUGAAAGCUACUUAAAAUACGACACAUCAACAAGUAUAAAAUGGGUGUAAAGAGUAACAUUACUCAUCUAAUGAGGGACUCUUUUACUUCACGUGUAGCCCAAAGAUGGAAUAAGCUCUUACCCUACUGCUUGGUUUGAGAACUAGUAGUGUCUUUGUUGUAUAAUGAGAGGUUAUGAUGUGCUAGUAUAAAGAAAGCUUUAUGGUUUUUCCUCUA